AUGCGUGACUUAAGAUUUUUCUAUCUUGGGCUCUUGCUCAUUUCAAUUGCAAAUGUCUGCUUAUCAGAAGAUGAUUCUAAAAAGUCAGCGGAUGAAGCCAAGAAAGGUUUUGACGAUGCAGUUGGGGAAUCCAUGAAAGGUUUUGGCGAUUUCUUCAAAGGUUUUGGUGAUAAUGCUAAAGAUAAAGCUGAAGAUGGCAUGGAUUUCUUGAAAGCUCUCUCUGAGGGAGCCAAAGAAAAAUCUGAAGAUGCCGCCGAGAGCAUGAAAGGUUUCGCUGAAAAUGCAGCAGGUUCAAUGAAAGGAUUCGGUGAAGGUGCAGCUAGCUCGAUGAAAAGUUUCGCCGAGGAUAUGGGUGAUCGCAUGAGCAAGGCAAAAGAAAAGCUACAAGAGCAUGGUGAGAAAAUGAAGGAAAGUGUGGGCGAAGCAGCUCAGAAUACCAUGAAGGGAUUAGAAACAGCAGCUUCAGAAAUUUCGAAGCAUGCCGUGGGUGCUGGGGAAACAGUUUUCAAGAUGUUCGGAUGA
This is a messenger RNA of Parasteatoda tepidariorum (common house spider), 522 nucleotides long. The record is from RefSeq and is a predicted model, not a curated record. NCBI's taxonomy places the organism in Eukaryota, Metazoa, Arthropoda, Arachnida, Araneae, Theridiidae.